AUGGCAAAUCGACUCACCAAUGAAGAAGUAAAGAUCGCUUUCUUCUCAAAAGAUGGCGGCGAUCCCAAACCUGUAUCAACCAAAACCUUUGAAAUCAUUGUUUCUGGCAUCCGUCAUGGCAUCGAGCGCUGUGUAGACAAAGGGAGGGAUGUCGAUAUGUACUGUUGCUUGCAAGGAAAUCGGUUCAUUCCCAAUUCUAAUACCAUUGUUCUGCAUAACUUGGACGCCAGCUUGCUUUCAUCCUCCACCAAUGGAAAUCUUCGCUUUAUCACCAAUCAGGGAGGCCACACACUCAACGUAAUCUUCAGUGGAGGCGCCAGCAUUUUCAAAAUGACCUACAAGCGUGUUGCUGCCGCUGCCGCCCCUGUUCCUGCCGCUGCCGCCCCUGUUCCUGCCGCUGCCGCCCCUGUUCCUGCCCCUGCUCCAGCUACUGAUGCUCGCAAGACAAAUGGCUGCCAAGGCAGACGCAGAACUGCAGGAGCCACACGUCCCCAUCCAGAAGAGAUGAUGCCUGCUGAGCGGACUCUUCCUCGUACCCGCCAGCGUCGUCGCAUGCCUCCUCCUCCGCCGAUUGAUUCAGAUUCCUCGGCAGCAGAAGAGAUGAACGAGUUCUCACAGCUCACUGGCCGUGGCCGCCGUUCUUGA
Molecule: messenger RNA, 645 nt
Organism: Seminavis robusta
Lineage: Eukaryota; Bacillariophyta; Bacillariophyceae; Naviculales; Naviculaceae
Source: the annotation of a GenBank genome assembly